This is a messenger RNA of Baudoinia panamericana UAMH 10762, 4290 nucleotides long. RefSeq lists its product as uncharacterized. The transcript has 2 exons. The record is from RefSeq and is a predicted model, not a curated record. Gene Ontology annotation, cellular component: RNA polymerase III complex. Gene Ontology annotation, biological process: DNA-templated transcription. NCBI's taxonomy places the organism in Eukaryota, Fungi, Ascomycota, Dothideomycetes, Mycosphaerellales, Teratosphaeriaceae. Gene Ontology annotation, molecular function: ribonucleoside binding; DNA-directed RNA polymerase activity; DNA binding. The coding region runs from base 460 to 4104 and encodes 1214 amino acids.
GGUAGUGCUGUUAGCGGGGCGAUGUUGAGUGGAAGGGUGAGGUGGGCUUUGUCGAAGCGAGACCGUCUUACAGUGAUCACGUUCUCCACGCGUGACCUUCCAAGUCUCGCUGCUUCAACGAGAGAGCUCUCGCUGCGUCAGAACGCCGCAAACGGAGCCCAGCUCUGGUUGCGAUGUGGUUGUAUCGAGCGCAGUCAAAACUGGAAAAUAGGGUGGUCUACAAUCCUUAGCCCUCGAGGUUCUUGGGCGCAGAGUCGGAGAAGAGAAGGAAUUCGGAGCUCUCCGGUCGUUCAAAGUGGCUUCCGGUGUGCUUGUGGCAAAGCUUAACAGCGCUGAGUCAGGUAUAUCGGCCUUGGCAUUUACUUUUCACCACCCCAGAACGCAUAUGAUGUCGAGUCAACGUGCAAAGGCGUGAGUGGAAGCGAAUUUUGAUAUCGUAGCCUCGGCUUACACUCGGGGAUGGCACCUCGAGCGAAGAAAGCUGGUCCAACUCAGGUUGCGGACAGUCCUGCGCCCAAGAGUACGACAAAGGCACCACGAAAGCCACCGGUACGGCGAGACAAGGCCAAAGAGCAUACUGUAGUGAACAGCACUGCCUCAGAAGUCGAUCCAAACAACAACGUACGAAAUGCUGCCGCCACAGCGCCUGCGCCUAUCGAUGGCGGCCAUCCUCCGAAACCUCAGCAUUCUGCCGCUCGUGAUGACAUGGAUGCUCUACUCAAGCCGUUUUACUACAGCAAGAGUCUGACCGACCCAAUCAAUACGGCUCGUGAUAAAUGGAAUCUUCUGCCAGCCUUUCUGCGCGUCAAAGGUCUCGUGAAACAGCACAUUGACUCGUACAACUAUUUCACCGAUGUUGCUCUCCAGGAGAUCGUACGAGCCAACCGCUACAUCCGCUCCGAUGCACAGAAGGAUAGGUUCAUACAGUUCACUGGUAUCAGAGUCGGCAACCCGAACCGACAAGACGAUCGUGACCGGACAAACCACGAGUCUCCUGUCACUCCGAACGAGUGUCGUUUGCGAGAUAUGACAUACGCCGCACCAAUCUUUGUCGACUACGUCUGGUCGAGCUCCACGGGCCUCAGACGAAAGACAAACAAAAUGAUCGGUCGGAUGCCCAUGAUGCUGCGUAGCUCGAAGUGCGUGCUCAGCGGCAGGUCAGAGGCAGACAUGGGCAUGCUUAAUGAAUGUUCGAUCGACCCAGGCGGGUACUUCAUUGUACGGGGGCAGGAGAAAGUCAUUCUUGUCCAAGAGCAGCUCAGCAAGAACCGUGUUAUCGUCGAAUCCGCGAAGGGCAUCAUCCAAGCAUCCGUCACAAGUCACACGGCCAACGUCAAGACAAAGACCUAUGUGCUGUUGAAGAAGGGGCUUCUCGUGCUGAAACACAAUUCUCUGACCGAAGACAUUCCGGUAGCAAUCGUGCUCCGUGCCAUGGGCGUCCAGUCCGAUCAUGAAAUCUUACUUCUUGCUGCUGGCAACGAUGCCACAUAUCAAGAUGAAUUCGCACCUAAUCUGGAACAAGCGGCCUUGGAGGGUGUCUUCACCCAAGAGCAGGCGCUCGAUUACAUUGCAUCCCGCUUCAAACCGGAUCGCUUUCCGACAUUCGCUGGCAAGGCUUCCAAAUCUCCAAAGCAGCAAGCACUUGACAAGCUCGCUGGUACCAUAAUCCCACAUGUUGAAGUUGAGGGGCUCAACUUCAGGCCUAAGGCACUCUACAUUGCCUUCAUGACCCGCCGUGUGCUCAUGGCGAUGCAUGAUCCGAAGCUUGUGGAUGAUCGGGACUAUGUAGGCAACAAGCGGCUAGAGCUUGCGGGCCAAAUGCUUGCCCUGCUAUUCGAGGAUCUCUUCAAGGAAGUUACGAAGCAGAUCAAGCUCAGUAUGGACAAGAUACUGAAAAAGCAUAACCCCACGCAAGAGUUCGAUCCUGAGAGGCUCAUUGACCUUUCUGAGUCGAGAAUCACUACCGGCUUGGAGCGUGCCAUAUCAACUGGCAACUGGGCGCUUAAGCGUUUUCGAAUGGACAGGGCUGGCGUUACACACGUCCUAAGCAGGUUGAGCUACAUCAGCGCUCUCGGCAUGAUGACACGAAUUACAUCGCAAUUUGAGAAGACUCGCAAAGUAUCCGGACCACGUGCGCUGCAGCCCUCGCAAUUUGGUAUGCUGUGUACGUCCGACACGCCGGAAGGCGAAGCUUGCGGCCUAGUGAAGAACUUGGCACUUAUGACACACAUUACCACCUCCGACGACGAAGCACCUAUUAGGCGGAUGGCGUUUAGUCUCGGCGCCGAAGACGUUACCUCUGCUUCAGGCACCGAAGUCUACAGCGCUGGUGCUUACAUCAUCUUCGUCAACGGCACACCGGUUGCGCUGACCAGGCAGCCAAAACAGUUCCUGGUCGCUUUCCGCAAAUUCAGGCGCAUGGGUCGCAUCUCGGAGUUUGUAAGCAUUUACAUCAACCACCACCACAACGGCGUACACAUUGCUACAGAUGAGGGCAGAAUCUGUCGGCCGCUGAUCGUGGUCGAGAAUGGCAAGUCGAAGGUGAACGCUCGCUUCCUGGACUCCCUUCGUAAAGGUACCAUGGGCUUCGAUGAUGCGCUAUCGCGAGGCAUUGUGGAGUAUCUAGAUGUCAACGAGGAGAAUGACUCAAAUAUUGCAGUCUAUGAAGACGGCAUCACCCAACAUACCACUCAUCUGGAAAUCGAGCCCUUCACCAUCCUAGGCGCUGUCGCUGGCUUGAUACCAUAUCCUCACCAUAAUCAGUCGCCACGAAACACCUAUCAAUGCGCCAUGGGCAAGCAAGCAAUCGGCGCCAUUGCCUACAAUCAGUUCACUCGUAUUGAUACCCUGCUCUAUCUAAUGGUCUAUCCACAGAAGCCCAUGGUCUCGACACGAGCGAUUGAGCUGGUCAAGUAUGAUAAGCUUCCCGCCGGGCAGAAUGCUAUCGUUGCAGUCAUGUCGUACUCUGGCUAUGACAUUGAAGAUGCCUUAGUGCUCAACAAGGCGUCCUGCGACCGAGGGUUUGGUCGUUGCCAAGUGUUUAAGAAGAUCAAUGUACAACUCAAGACGUACGGAAACGGAGCCACUGACCGAGUUACCGGCCGAGACGACGCAAACCCGAAGCAUGUCAAGCUUGGCAAAGACGGCAUAAUCGAGGCCGGCAUGCAAUUGGCGGCGGGGGAUACCUACAUGCUCAAAGAGAAGCCUUUGCAACAGUCAGUUUCCGUCGCGGCUUCCGCGCAAAUCUGGGCUCCCGAACACAUGUCUUAUAAGCUGCCGGAUCCGUGCUAUGCCGAUAAGGUUAUGGUUGGCACCACUGAAUCGAACCACACCAUCUUCAAGAUUCAGACUCGACAGACGAGAAGGCCGGAAGUUGGUGACAAAUUCUCUUCUCGUCAUGGUCAGAAGGGUGUCGUGGGCAUCAUUGCUGAACAAGCGGACAUGCCGUUCUCGGAUAGUGGUAUCACACCAGACAUUAUAAUGAACCCUCACGGUUUCCCAUCGCGAAUGACCGUUGGGAAGAUGCUCGAGCUGGUCGCUGGCAAGGCAGGAGUCUUGAAGGGUACGCAAGAGUAUGGCACUGCGUUUGGCGGCAGCAAAGUCGAAGAAAUGGGCAACGAGCUCAUCAGGCAGGGUUUCAGCUAUUCUGGCAAGGACUGCGUGACUUCCGGAAUCACUGGCGAAAGCUUGCCCGCAUACGUAUUCUUUGGACCGAUCUACUACCAGAAGCUGAAGCAUAUGGUGCAGGACAAGAUGCACGCUCGCUCGACCGGUCCGAGAGCCAUUCUGACACGGCAGCCUACAGAAGGCCGUAGCAGAGCAGGUGGUCUACGUCUUGGUGAGAUGGAGCGAGACUGUCUGAUCGCUUAUGGUGCCAGUCAACUUCUGCUCGAGCGCUUGAUGCUAAGCUCCGACGCUCACGAGGUCGACGUUUGCGAGACCUGUGGAAUGAUGGGCUACAACAACUGGUGCACGAGCUGCUCAAGCAGUGUCGGCGUGGUCAAAAUGACGAUGCCGUACGCCGCCAAGCUGCUCAUACAAGAGUUGCUGAGCAUGAACGUCAAGGCGAGCUUGCAGCUGGAGGAUGAAUUUCCCAGGGACUAAGGCGUGCGUACUGACGUUAUGACGAGCAGACGGCCUCUAAGCAUAGCGUGAAGGUUUAAGAUGAGAACAAGCAUAGCGAUGGCGUUCUCUACAGUCCGUGUAGGUACCAACAUAAGGUAAGUAAUCAACUGUAGCCCUUAAGCGUGAGUCAUGUACAGUAGCAGUCUCAAAUAUAUGUCGCCACCA